This is a messenger RNA of Polypterus senegalus (gray bichir), 1985 nucleotides long. Its product is annotated as fin bud initiation factor-like. The transcript has a single exon. The coding region runs from base 449 to 1075 and encodes 208 amino acids. The record is from RefSeq and is a predicted model, not a curated record. Lineage: Eukaryota; Metazoa; Chordata; Cladistia; Polypteriformes; Polypteridae.
AAAAACGCUGCGGCUUUAAUCAGAGUUCUCCUGCUUUAAGGUUUCUGUGCCUCUCAAUUGAGGGAGCUGAACUGUAAUUUGAGAGCAGACAUAUCCUAGGGAUAGCAUUUAGCGGAAAAAAGACAGAGAGAAAUAGAGUGAGCGACAGAGGGGGGAGAGAGAGAGGGGGAAGAGUGGGAGUGAGACAUUGAGAGCGAGGGAGCGAGCAGGAGGCAGCGCAGUACCAUUGCAUUCCAGAUGUUGAGAGAGAAACAGAAAAAGGUCCGCUAAGUCCAGGAGAGAAGACCGAACGCCUGCCGCGUCCGCGUAUCUGCCCGUCACCCUGCCCUCUGUCAGCCGCGGCGGGAUGUGACGGACUAGGCUGCAGUUCGGCAGCGCCCGCCUGACCCUGACCGCUUGCAGACUCGCACGCCCACUCGCACGCUCGGCUCACACUAGCAAGCGAAGCAUGUACUCCGGCGUAACUCUACUGUUGGUCGCCACUCUGCGGCUGCUGCCCCCAACCGCAGCCUAUUACACCGGUCCGCUGUUCCCCGAGAUGUCCAACGGGACGCUGCACCACUACUUUGUGCCCGACGGUGACUACGAGGACAACGACGACCCCGAGAAAUGUCAGAUGCUCUUUAAGAUGACCGAUCAGCGCCGAUGCGAGCUGGAGGGUGAUCGGGACGAAGCGUUGCGGGAUGAAUACAUCCUGCUGAGUCGGCAGGUGGAAGACGCGGCCAGAGUGUUGGAAGGCAUCGGCAAGAGCAUCUCGUAUGACCUGGACGGCGAGGAGAGUUACGGGAGCUACUUAAGGAGAGAGACCAGUCAAAUCAGCGAGGCGUUCGGCAAUUCCGAGAAGUCCCUGCUGGAGCUGGAGGUCAAGUUCAAGCAGAGUCAGGAACAGGAGCUCAAAGAGGAGCAUCGGGUCAACGACGAUUUUCUGGACAUGAUUCUCAACAGUCGACAGGUUCUGAAGGAGACAUUGGAGAUCUCGGCUGCACUGAAGGACAAACAUGAGCUGCUGGCAAUGGUCAUACGGAGCCACGGGGCCAGACUUAGUAGACUCCGAAAUGAAUAUCUUAAGGUGUAAAGGUGCUGUGGGACUGGCGGGACUCCUUCACUCUAACGUGAAAACCAUGAAGAUUUGAAUUCCCAAAUACCCAGAGUGUUUUAGGACAAACUACAGAGUUGCUAGCAGAUAUGGGCUUUUUCGUAACAAAUAAUAAGCUCAGGUGUGAGUCUUAUGGAGGAUUCACAGAGGAUGAAAAGCGGACAUGAGGUCUGAAAACCUUACAGAAUCAGAUAUGAGCACACUGUCUACAACACAAGGAAGGAGAACAAGGUAGAGCAGACGGAGGCUUAAUAGCCAACAAGUCAUUUCUAAAGUCUCUUUUACUUUUUAGCAAGUACCUUUCUCUUGGUUUUGCCCAAAAGUAGCGUGGUGACAAUUAUGUGGGAGGAAUGUGGGCUUCUCUAAUUGUCAUCCUGACUUAUUUAAGCAAUCAGGAUAUCAGCAUUUAUAAAGCUGAUGGGUGUUGUUGCUCACUGAUGCCUCAGCUUUCAUUGCUGCAUUAUGAAGUGCUAUCUCCAUCUCUUUUUAAGCUAAUAAUUUAAAAAGAUUCAUAAAAAACAGGUUAGCAGGCAUGAAGGAAGUGAGACUCUGGACUGGAGUUGCUUCUCCUCAAACUGCAAAACCUGGUCUGUCAAAAGGUGCUAAAUUCUUAAACAAACACUAGAGAGAAGCCAAGCUUGCUGAGUCUUUAGUCUGCCAGCCUGAUCUCAUUUACUCUCGCUCAUUUAAUCUCAUGCCCACUUAGACAUAAUGGGCAUACAACACGGUGAGCAGUGAAGAGAUCAGAACUGAUAGUCUGAAUGGUGUCUUCUGCAUAUCCCUCAGUACUGUUUUAAGUGACUCUUUUAAAUGAGGUUUGCUUUUAUUUACACAUUUAGAGUACUACCAAUGUCAUACAGUAUUUUUUCUAUUUAAUGAAGCAAAUCAA